Messenger RNA from Antechinus flavipes (yellow-footed antechinus), 3731 nucleotides. RefSeq names its product scavenger receptor family member expressed on T cells 1 (gene SCART1). Bases 1 to 3132 code for a protein of 1043 amino acids. The transcript is spliced from 14 exons. The record is from RefSeq and is a predicted model, not a curated record. Lineage: Eukaryota; Metazoa; Chordata; Mammalia; Dasyuromorphia; Dasyuridae. Gene Ontology annotation, cellular component: membrane.
AUGAAAUUGGUUCUUUAUAUGGCGGGACUUAGGUCUCUCCUCCUUGCUCUCUGGAUUGUUCCUGUUGGAGAAGCUGUGAUGGAACUGAAACUGGCAUUCAGACCAAAUCCCUGUGAUGGAGUAGUGUUGGUUAAACACCAAGAAUCCUGGGGUUUUGUGUGUAAUGAAGUCUGGACAUUGGCAGAGGCUUCUGUGAUCUGUCGGCAGCUGGGCUGUGGAAGAGCAAUUGGUGCUCCCAAAUAUGUUCCCUUGCCUGGAGAGAGUCUUCAGCCAUGGCUCCAUGGAGUAUCCUGUAAAGGCAAUGAGUCAACUUUCUGGGAAUGUGAUCUUGGGGAAUGGAGUCAGAAAAAUUGUUCCUACGAAUGGGUUGUCGUAGUUCUUUGUUCAAAUGGAACUUUUCGGGAAAUCAGACUACUGAAGGGAAACAGUCCCUGUGCUGGGCUUCCUGAGAUAAGAAAUGAGAAGGGCAUAGACAGAUUGUGUGGCCUCCAUAUGGAAGAGGCAACUGUGUUUUGCCAGGAGCUGAGAUGUGGCCCGGCUGUCCAAGCUCCCAGAAAAGGUUUGGGUGAUAGUCAGAAAUACAUGACUUGUAAAGGGACAGAGCCAACAAUUCGAAACUGUAGGUUGAACAAUAAGUUCCGGAGUGGCUGCUCCCUCCAGCUGGAUGAUGAAGUCAUUUGUGCAGAGCACACAGAAGUCCGUCUCGUUGGAGGUGAACAUCCCUGUGCUGGGCGCCUGGAGGUGAGACGAGGCCUGACGUGGGGCACAGUCUGUGAUUCGGAUCUUGACCUUCAGACAGCCCACGUGGUCUGCCGGGAAUUAAGGUGUGGAGUAGCCGCUUCCAUCCCCGGAGGAGCGCGCUUCGGAGCGGGCUCCGGCCCAGUGUGGAGGGAAGUUUUCCAGUGUGUAGGGAACGAGUCUCUGCUGUUUCACUGCCCUCGGGGGUCGCCACAGAAGGAGCUGUGCCUACACAGUCAGGAUGCUGGGAUCAGGUGCUCAGACUACAGGCUAGUGAAUGGCAGUAAUAGAUGUGCAGGGAGAGUGGAACUCCAGAUACAGAAAGGGUGGGCCCCCCUCUGUGCCACCCACUGGGAUUUGCAAGAUGCAACUGUCCUCUGCCAUCAGCUCAAUUGUGGCCAUGCCAUAGCAGCUCCAGGAGGAGGCUACUUUGGAGAAGGAGAUGGUUUGAUCCUUCCUGAUAAAUUUCACUGCACAGGGACAGAAGCUCAUUUAUGGAACUGCCCUGCAAGCACAUUGGGGGCAUCCAAGUGUACCCUGGGGAAUGCGGCUGGGACCAUCUGCUCAGAUUCUCUCCGUUUGAGGGACGGACAGAGCCGUUGUGAUGGGAAAGUGGAGAUUUUUCUGCAUGGAGUUUGGGGCCCGGUCCAGAGUCAUGAUUGGGACAUUAAUGCUGCUCAAGUGUUGUGUAGGCAGCUCCAAUGUGGAAAGGUGGAGACAGUCUAUACCUCCCUUACCUCAGGCCCAGAGGUGGGCCCUGUGGUUUCAAGCAGCAUGAAGUGUAUAGGCAAUGAGACCCAGCUGAACCAGUGUAACAUCUCCACAUCUGCCCUGGCUCCAGUGGGGAUCACUCAAGAUGUUGGUGUCAUCUGCUCAGGGAGCAGAAGGAUCCGCCUGGUGAAUGGCACUGGCCGCUGUGCAGGGCGAGUGGAGAUCUACCACAAUGGCACCUGGGGCACAGUGUGUGAUGAUUCCUGGGAUCUUUCUGACGCCAAUGUGGUCUGCAGCCAGCUGGACUGUGGUGUGGCCCUCAGUGCCAUGGGAUCUGCUCACUAUGGAGCAGGGGCUGGGCCCAUCUGGCUGGAUGAGCUGAGCUGCUCUGGCAAUGAGUCUGAACUCUGGCAGUGCCCGUCCCGAGGCUGGGGCCAGCAUGACUGCAGACACAAGGAGGAUGCUGGCGUUCUCUGCUCAGACUUUACUGCUUUGAGGCUGAUCAGUGAGACUCAUAAUUGUGCUGGGUGGUUAGAAGUUUUUUACAAUGGAACAUGGGGAAGAGUGUGUAGCAAUUCCCUGAAGGAACUCUCCCUGGAAAUUAUAUGCAAGCAAUUGAAGUGUGGAAAAGAGGGCUGGCUGGAGAAUAAACCAGUGCCCUACAGAGGCUCAGAAGUGAACUGGCUGGAUAAAAUUGAAUGCCGUGGCUUGUACACUAACUCUUUGUGGCAGUGCCCAUCAGCAUCCUGGCAUCCACACUCAUGUUCCCGAGGAGAUGAAGCUUGGAUCACGUGCGAAGGAUGGACAAAGAAGACUUCAGAGAGUCCAGGGGAGAGGCUCAACUGUUCAUCUACCCAAGACUGCACAGGGACAAACAGGCUGCGUGUCACAGAUGGAGAGAACAGCUGCUCUGGCCGAGUAGAAGUCUGGCAUGCCGGCUCUUGGGGAACAGUGUGUGAUGAUUCCUGGGACCUGGAAGAUGCUGAGGUUGUGUGUCGGCAGCUGGGCUGUGGCCCGGCUAUAUCUGCUCCAGGAGAAGCAGCUUUUGGACCAGGGAAAGGGACUGUUUGGUUGGAUGAAGUGAAGUGUAAGGGCACUGAACUGUCUCUGUGGGACUGUCUCGCAGAGCCCUGGGGACACAGUGAUUGUGGUCACAAGGAAGAUGCAGCUGUGAAUUGCUCUGGUAGGAAAGAGAAGACAAUACUAUUGCCUGGAAGAGGUUUCCUAUCACCAGCCCAAGAAGGAGAUAAUACAUUAAAGAUCAUUUGUUUUAUCCUUGGAACACUUCUCUGCUUUGUUUUAAUAUUCCUCGGGGCUCAGAUGUGGAACAAGAAAAUCUUCUGCCAGGUUUUCAAAACAAGUCAGAAUUCUCUUACUGAGGGCAUCUAUGAGGACCUUGCAAUGGGGGAGAAAUAUGAAGAGGUAAAAGAGAAAGAUAUUAGUCUGUCAGAAGAGUAUGAUGAUAUUGAAGAAAAUGAGAAACAUUUGACCAAGAAAGAAGAUGAUGGAGAGAAGGAAGAAGAAGAGGAAGAAAAAGUUAUCACUUCCUCAGGAUUGGCACCUCAUCUUAUGGACAUCAAUGAGCUUCUUGUGGAAGAAAGUGACCCAUCUUUACCUCCUGGAUAUGAUGAUGCUGAAUUGGAUAUCUUAGGGAUGGUGUUAUACCAAAAGAAUUUUAAAUAAAAUAUCUUAUGAAACUAGAAAUAUAUUCUCAUCCAUUCUUGAAUCUGGUACUUGGGAAACAUCAACAUUGUUUACGUUUUUAAUUUCACUAAAGUGUCUUUACCAGCUCUAAUUUUUUCUUUUCUUUUAUGACUUGUCCUUGGUUUUGUUAUCAAACGAUGCCUGAAUUAUCUAAGUGAUUAUUGCUAUAAUGGGGAUUAGAAAGGAUUGGCAAUUGUCCUGACUUCUCUUGAAGACAUUUUAACUCCUAAAAUAGUGUUCCACACACAACAGGUCCAAUUCUUUCAAUUUAUUGUUGAAACUCAGAGAAAUUAAAUAACAUGUUAAUAGUCAUACUACUAGUGAUUGUCUGGGAUGGGGUUUGAACCCAGGUAUUCCUGACUUCCAGUCUUGUGUUCCAUUCACCCUCCCGUGUUUCUGGAUAAUGACUGAGAUGAAUAAUAUUUUUAAAAGUACGGUAAAUAUGCCAUCCAAUGCCCUGAGUAGCCAGUAGAAUGUAAAGAUUCUUUAGGACAGAGAAUAUUUUUGCCUUUGCAUCUCCAUACUCUUGCACAGUAUCUUGCAUGUAGCAGCUUUUUAAUAAAUAGCAACUGAAAUGA